Messenger RNA from Caenorhabditis sp. 36 PRJEB53466, 849 nucleotides. NCBI's taxonomy places the organism in Eukaryota, Metazoa, Nematoda, Chromadorea, Rhabditida, Rhabditidae. The record is from the annotation of a GenBank genome assembly.
AUGAUACAGAAUGUGGCCGACGGAAUGGCGAACAUCCUUCAGACUUGUAAGUUCCUCAGCAGCAUUCAGAUCGUCCAGUCGAUGAUGAUUUUCAGCGGAAAAAGUGCGCGGAUGGAAGCUGGUUCAGAAGACGAUUCCGCGGAUUAUCGAGUACGGAAGAUCCGAGGGUAUUCUGCAGGUGAACGUGCAGCAGAAUGCGUUCAAUAUCACUGGAAUUGUGAUUGCGGCUCAAGAGGAGGCGCACACCCAGAAGGAGCCCAAAUCCGGAGACAAAGUGGGUCGAUCUAAUUUCGAAACAUUUAAUAUUCAAUUCUAGGUGAAUCUGCCGACGAACGACAUCACGACAAUGCACGAAGCGAUUCCAUUUCUCCCGGUCCCAGUGGCCAUCACUUGUCUUCUCUUCAAUAUAAUCAUUCCGGGCUCAGGUAAUCAUUAGAAAACGUCAGUUUCCACAAAGCCUCAAAGUUUAGGAACGAUAAUAUCGGGAUUCUCUGCCCUUUGCAUGGGCCAGCCUCGGAUAAACAUGAAAGAAGGCCGCAAACUGAUCACUCUCGUCGUCAACCUGCUCGUCGGCAUUUCCCAAUUCUUCACAAUCACAUUUCUGUUCGUCGGAUGGUUCUGGUCGAUCGCGUGGGGCGGUCUCCUCAUAAUCCAUUCCAGUGGGGUCCAGAUUCGAUUAGAAAUUUCAAACAUUUGAGAAAACUUGCAGUGCAAUACCGAGAAGCCCUUCAACAACGUCGCCAAGAAGCCGUCGCGACGGCAGCCAUAGAAGCGCUCACCAAAGAUUCGAUACUGCAUCGCAGAGAUGUCAAGACUCUUGUGAAAUCACACAAAAAGUCGAAAAAAUGA